Molecule: messenger RNA, 1965 nt
Organism: Bipolaris zeicola 26-R-13
Lineage: Eukaryota; Fungi; Ascomycota; Dothideomycetes; Pleosporales; Pleosporaceae
Exons: 1
Coding region: 1-1965 (654 amino acids)
Biological process (GO): protein phosphorylation; intrinsic apoptotic signaling pathway in response to endoplasmic reticulum stress; IRE1-mediated unfolded protein response
Cellular component (GO): IRE1-TRAF2-ASK1 complex
Molecular function (GO): protein serine/threonine kinase activity; RNA endonuclease activity; ATP binding
Source: RefSeq, a predicted model, not a curated record
AUGCAGCACGCUUCAAACUCUCCAUGGCGCACGCCUGCGAUGGAGUACCCCAAGCCUCAGCAUGGUCUGCAGCAUACCAUAUCCAUGGUCAACCUCCAAAAUGACCAGUCAUGGUACAACAGUCGCGAUGCUUCGUCUCCAGCGACAUCGUCUGUUUCAUCUUGCACUAGUCGGAGCACCACGCCCACAAAAAUGAACAACAACCCAUGGUCCAAUGUGAUGACCAGCCCGGCUUCUACAUACUCGAAUAAAUCUACAGAUUCCUCGUCGCCCAAAAGCAGCCCAGACCGCACUCCCCAGUACAGUCGUUCCACAACGCCUCUCGCCCCCCAACCAAUACGAAUCAUAAAUGCGGUAGCUGGAUUUGCACCAUUGUCUCCGCCUCCAUCGGCAAACGGAGAAUCGUUCAGAAACGGCGAUUACCCCGGCUCGCCUAAUCCAUAUCGCCAACCUCUCCCUCCACCUCCCCCGCUAGUGCCCUUGGUAAAUGGGUUUAUCAAUACAUCUAUCCUGUCAUCUCAGGGCCAGUCAUUGUCUGGAUGGUUUUACGAGCUUGUCCGAAAGCAAGGCUGGGAUGCCGGCCUGGUAAAGAAGAUUUGGCAGUGGACCCUGUCGAACCCCAGGCUUGCGAUACUUUUGUAUGUAUGCGACGACGUGGCAUCGUGGCGACAGGCUUCCUUCUUCGACCUGAGAGAUGAAAGCUUGCCAUUCCCCGAGGAACGCCUCCAAGGUAUCGUAGCAAACGCACACAAAGUUGUCGAGGAGCAAUGGCGCGCUACGUCCAAGGAACUACCAUUGAAUGGAGGUCACGUGGACUUCACUACCAGGGAAACGCUUCCGCUGCAGCACCUGAGUCUUCUCCGAUCAUCGCGCAACUCUGAAAAGAGUGUGGACCGUAUUCGGAUGCUCGGCAACGACGACCGUGUUUUGGUUCGAAAGCGGUUUGUCACCGCUCGUCCAGCUCAGAAAGUCGCACUACUGGAGCAGAUCCUCCGUUUCAGACAGUUUGAACACAAGAACAUUGCCAAGCUGCUUUGUUCCUAUGCCCAGCCAAACCAUGUGGGUAUCUUGACGGAAAAGGCACAGUACAGUCUGGACGACUUCUUAGCGCUGCCUGGCAGCGACCCGGGCCGUUCCAAGUUGCUUGUGGACUGGAUGCAGGAUUUAUCGUCUGCACUUGAAUAUCUGCAUUCACAGUCCAUCUGCCAUCGCAACAUUCGACCACGCAAAAUCUUGAUUGAUGGAGCGCGUGUCUUUUUUGCGCCUUUCGACAUUGGUCAGAGCGUUGACGCGUUCAGUCCAACAAUGGCCGAGACACUACGAAUUGACCAGCUGAACACAAUCAUGCAGGACCAGUCGUAUGUUUAUGCCGCACCAGAAGCCAUCCACACACACUCGCGUGGAAAGAGGAUGGCAGACGUCUUCUCACUCGGAUGCGUGUUUCUGUCGAUGAUGACCGUAGCGCACGGUCAAUCACUGUCGGGUUUCGCACAGCACAGAGCAGCUUCAACGCAAGACACGUCUUUCCACGCACACCUUGACCGAGUAGCAAGCUGGAGGAACCGUUUACACGCAACCACUACUUCGAGUCUCCGAACAGGACUCAUUGGAUCCGGUAGAAAGCAGAGGCAACUCAAAGCAGAAGCGGAGUGGCUCAGCAUCAUCGAGAAGAUGAUCCUGCCCCGACCAAAAGAGCGAAUCAAAAUGAGCUACGUCCUUGCCAGUCUAAACAGCGGCAAAGUCACAGGCGGCCGACGCCGAAGCUUAGACGGCGGCGGCUUCAGCGGCCAAACCGCUGCCUCCCUCGGUCUCAACAACGGCACCUCAACCGCCACCCUCGUCGACAUCUCGGAGAAUACGGUUUCUGCACCUGUUGCGCCUGCGCCCCGCAAGCCCGAACUCAGCGUCUUUGACGGCUACUUCCAAACCCAGACGCGUCGCAUUGAACCUGCUGGGGGGUGGUAA